Molecule: messenger RNA, 1657 nt
Organism: Sphaerodactylus townsendi
Lineage: Eukaryota; Metazoa; Chordata; Lepidosauria; Squamata; Sphaerodactylidae
Product: MAM domain-containing glycosylphosphatidylinositol anchor protein 2-like
Exons: 6
Coding region: 4-660 (218 amino acids)
Biological process (GO): nervous system development
Cellular component (GO): membrane
Source: RefSeq, a predicted model, not a curated record
CCGAUGAACCCUCACCUACGAGAAUUCCACUGCAGCUUUGAAGAUAGCAACAUUUGUUUAUUUACGCAAGAUGCGCAGGACAACUUCGACUGGACGAGACAAAACAUUAUCCUCAGAGACACCAAGUACACCCCAAAUACAGGGCCCACUGCCGACAGGUCUGGCUCAAAGGAAGGAUUCUACAUGUACAUUGAAGCUUCCAGCCCCAGGAAGGAAGGAGACAAGGCCAGACUUAUUAGCCCAAUUUUUAGCAUCCCUCCCAAAAACCCCUACGGGCCAACGACCACGGCGUAUUGCUUCAGCUUCUACUACAACAUGUACGGACAGCAUAUAGGAACCUUGAAUGUUUUCCUACGGUUAAAAGGUCAGACCGGACUCGAAAGCCCCUUCUGGUCUUCGAGCGGCAACAAAGGACAGCAGUGGUUUCAGGCCCGGAUGAAUAUUCAGCCAAACACGUCGUUUCAGAUUGUUUUUGAAGGGAUCCGUGGCCGAGGGAUGGAAGGAGACAUCGCCAUCGAUGACAUUUCCAUUGUGGAAGGGGAGUGCACAAAAUCAGACUACAUCAACAACCAUAUACCUUCUGGUGCUGUUAGGACGCUGCCACAUAUACGGAUUCUCCCACUUUUCCUGCUCAUGUCUGUCUUAAGUCAUCAAAGGUGACCUUAUUGCGGCAGAGGCUACAACACAGACGUUCCACGCACUGGCAUGAAGAAAAGAGUCUUUGUAAAACAAACAUUUAAAACAAAAAACAAAACAAAAACUACCAAAGAUUCCUCUACUGACUGACUCAAACCACGAAAAAAAAAAUUAAAAAUCAAACUUAAAAAAAAGUAUAUAUAUAAAAAGAAGCGUUGGGAGUUUAUUAAAAAUAAAAAAAAGACGAAUGGACGAAGAAGGGAUUACGGGCGCAUCACCGUACCACGGACCACGCGUUGAAGCGAAGGGGAGACACCUUCAGGUGAGGAACCGACCGAAAGGGAAAGCGAGAAGGGACUCAGCAUCCGUUGGAAGGACUCUGUCGAAAGAGCUCUAGAAUUCCUUGUCAAAGCACAAAGUCAUGGCUUGUUUCGUUUCAAGUGAACCAGUUUGCUUGUCGCCAUGGACACCGAACGGCCUGCCGAAAGCGAGAUUUCGUUUUUACGAGAAAAAGGAGGAAAGAGAAACAAAACCCUACACCUCACUGUAAAACAGGGUACGAGAGGGGCUGGCGUUUUUUUCUUCCCCCUUUUCACACCAGGUUUUUUGCGUCGAGUUCAGUACAAGUUGUGGGCCCUCUUUCUGCCUCUCGCCGCUGCCUUCUGCGGGAAGCGAUACCCCCCCGGACACCUGAGCUGUUGAAGUCAUUCUGUUUCAGUUCUUCAUGGCAAUGCUAGACAGCACUGUGCAGCCUCCUCUUUGCAUGCAUUACUUAAUUCCGGGGUCAUUGCCUAUGGCGACAACACGGAUUUGUCCAGAAGGAGUUUGCUUCGCGACCACUCUUUGAACAUACGCGGUGGACACCCCACCCGACCAUCUCCGAGGCCACCCCCCGGCGACCACUCCCCAGUCCCGCUCCCGUCUAAACCAUCCGUUCUAACCAAGUGACAAAACCAAACUACCAUCUUUUUUUCUAAAAUGCCAUGGAAACCAAGUGCCUUCAAUGAUAACAAGCCUGAGA